Messenger RNA from Toxotes jaculatrix (banded archerfish), 2664 nucleotides. It is a transcript of the gene fbxl5, whose product is annotated as F-box and leucine-rich repeat protein 5. The coding region runs from base 49 to 2151 and encodes 700 amino acids. The transcript is spliced from 11 exons. Gene Ontology annotation, cellular component: SCF ubiquitin ligase complex. The record is from RefSeq and is a predicted model, not a curated record. Gene Ontology annotation, molecular function: protein binding. Gene Ontology annotation, biological process: SCF-dependent proteasomal ubiquitin-dependent protein catabolic process; intracellular iron ion homeostasis. Lineage: Eukaryota; Metazoa; Chordata; Actinopteri; Toxotidae.
CAGACUGAGAGACUGUGAGCAGAUGACGCACUGAGCCCCAGUGUGAAGAUGGCUCCCUUUCCGGACGAGGUGGAUGUUUUCACUGGCCCGCACUGGCGAAUGAAGCAGCUGGUGGGCUUAUACUGCGAAAAGCUGUCGAAAACCAACUUCUCCAACAACAAUGAUUUCCGCUCAUUUCUCCAGUCACUGUGCGCCACCUUCAAGGAGUUCAAGAUGCACGAACAAAUUGAGAAUGAGUACAUUAUCGGCCUGUUGCAACAGCGCUGCUGCACUGUGUACAAUGUGCACUCUGACAACAAACUCUCGGAGAUGUUGUCCCUCUUUGAAAAGGGGCUGCACAGCGUUAAGAGUGAAUAUGAGCAGCUUAACUAUGCCCAGCAGCUGAAGGAGAGACUAGAAGCUUUCACACAGGACUUUCUUCCCCACAUGAAGGAAGAAGAAGAGGUGUUUCAGCCUAUGCUUAUGGAGUACUUCACCUAUGAGGAGCUCAAGGACAUCAAGAAACAGGUGAUAGCACAGCACUGCAGCCAACAGCAAUGGGACUGUGCCGCUGAGGUGCUGAAGGGCUUCAGCUUGUGGAGCCAGGCGGAGGAGCUGCAGAAAGCCUUUAAAUAUGCUGAUCACGAGAAGACAGAUUAUGAACUGGAAAAGAAAAAGGAUUCUUCAGCCCACAUCUCUCAGCUCCCUACAGAAAUUAUGCUGAGGCUGUUCCAUUAUUUGGGCCCUGAAGAUCUGUGUCGCUGCAGUCAGGUGUGCAGCUCCUGGUCAGAGCUAGCUAAGACUGGCUCUCUGUGGAGGCACCUCUACCCUGUGCGCUGGGCCAGAGGUGAUUAUUACAAUGGCCCACCCGGGGAUCUUGACCAGGAGCCAGAUGAUGAGUGGGUGAAGAGUCGGCAGAAUGAGGGUCGGGCAUAUCAGGAAUGGGAUGAGGAUGCUGAUGUUGAUGAGUCUGAUGUGUCGGGCCGCACAGUGGGUUUCCUGGCAAUUAGCACUGCUCAGCGAGAAAAGAGGCUUCUGAAUGGGAUUAUCCAGAACCUUCUGCCAGCUGUGGGUCCGUCUGUCAAGUCCAUUGUUCUGGCAUACAGUUCUACAGUCUCAAGUAAAAUGGUCCGUCAAAUUCUCAGUUUCUGCCCCAAUAUUACUCAUCUGGAUCUGACCCAGACUGAUGUUACAGAUUUUGCAUUUGACAGCUGGUCAUCUCUUGGAGCUUGUCUCUCUCUGGAGCACCUGGAUUUGUCGGGGUGUGAGAAAAUCACUGAUCACACCCUGAAGAAACUGUCCUUUGGGCUGGGCGAUCUCACGUCUUCCACCUGCGUUGACCAGCGUUUGGACCGGCGAGCCAAGCUCCUUAAAAGCUCUCCAGUGCCCAUCACAUUCAUGGAUGAGAGAAACCUGCAUCCAGCGGGGCGGAAGCGGCAGGCCUUCAUUUUCAAGCAUGGGACUGGUCGUUGGGGCACUGCUUGCACGCCCACGCGAGUGUGGGUACUGGACUCCUCAGACCUUGCUGAUAUUGAAGAUGCGGCUGAGUGGAGCCGUCGUGGUGGGAUGUCUCUUCCUGAUGCAGAAAGCUUUGUUGAGACGCAGCUUGUGGGAGGCUCCUGCUGUUGCAGGAGGAGCAGGAGGCGCGGGCUCAGGACUGGCUCAGAUGCCUCCUAUUUACAUCAGCAGUACGCCAUGUCUGGGGAAAUGUUCUGUGGUCACUCGACCUGCUGCACCAGUGACAUGGCCCUCAGGACUUUUGGUGGGCCACAGUGCGAGUCAGGCACCAUCCCAAACAGCACUGCAGAAUUUCGGACUAAGUGCUCCUCCUUUGGGGGCCUGCAGUGUCUGGAGCAUGAGAACAGGACUGACCCGUCAGAGGCAAAACGCUCUCUGAGAUUUCUCAGCCUCUCUGGAUGUUAUCAAGUCACUGAUUUGGGCUUGAGGGCUCUGUCCCAGCGUGGGGGACUUCCUGUCCUGGAGCAUCUCAACCUGUCUGGCUGCCUCUUCAUCACUGAGGUGGGGCUGCAGGAGCUGGUGUCAGCCUGUCCUUCUCUCAAUGAUGAACACUUCUAUUACUGCGACAACAUCAACGGUCCUCACGCAGAGACGGCCAGCGGCUGCCAGAACCUGCAGUGUGGCUUCAGAGCCUGCUGUCGCUCUGGAGAGUGACCCUGCCGAGCAGCGCUCUCCUAAAAAUGUCACGUCUGCUUUUUAUUGCACUUUAUCCUGGGAAUACCAUUUGCUGUAUUUUGCAUCACUCAAAAAAAUAUUUCUGGAUGAAACUGUAAUUUUGCUCCUGUUAUUUCCAUUUCCAUCUAUAUUAAAUGGAAACAAACCUUUAGAAAAGGAAAAAACGUGAAGAUGUGAUUAAGGAUUUGAAACGUCUGCAAAUGUACUUCCUGUUUCCUGUUUCGGUUUUGAAAAAGUAAAAACUAGAGAAACAUGAACACUACGUACUUAGUGUUUUUUGUAGUUAAACUAAGUUUCUUUUUUCACUAAAACUAUACUGAUUUGUGUAAGUCUGCUUCUCCCCUCGUUCAGUUGACCCAUUUAUAAUCAGCAUAGUGUUAACCGACCGACUGCAGCGUCAAAGUGUUGUUUUAACUUUUCUGUUUUUACCUUAAACAAGCUUUGUCAUUUAAUGGAGAGGGUGAUGUGGAAAAUUAAACAGGAGUGAACGGA